Linum trigynum is the source of this 3132-nucleotide messenger RNA. The record is from the annotation of a GenBank genome assembly. Lineage: Eukaryota; Viridiplantae; Streptophyta; Magnoliopsida; Malpighiales; Linaceae.
GAGAGAAAGCUGCCGGCUUUACGAAUCUAAACAUUACUCGUCGGAGAUAAAAAAAAUUUCCCCCAAAAUCCUUGUUUUUGGAGGAUUCAGAGAGUGAGGAAAUGGCUUCCGCUCUCUCUGCUUUCAACACUUGCUCGUCUCUUCGGAGCUUCUCUUUGCAGAACGACCGAAUCUUCAUCCGUGGACGGUACAUGCCACCACCGCUCAAUCUGCUUCCCCCGUACUCGCCUCUCGCUACCUCUUCAGUCGCAUUCUCUCGCCGGCGGAGUCAGAACUCUUCCGUUGCAUCCUCGUCCAAGAAAAAGAAGAACAAAAGUCUGCCUGCUGAAAUUGAUGACGAGGAGGAGGGAGAUGACAUAGACGAAGAUGCUUUUGAUGCACUCUUCAACAUGCUGGAAGGAGACUUGAAGAACAGCGAGUCAUCUGCAGUUGACGAGGAUGAUUAUGAUGAUAUGAGCGAAGAAGAUAUCGAGAAGCUUCAGCUUGAGCUAGAAGAGGCCCUUGGUGCUGAUGGUGGUGAGGAUGAAGCUUAUGACAUGGAAACUGAUGGGAGUUUUCCUCGUGAGGAAGAAGAGGGUGAGGAGGGAAGGCCAUUGAAGCUUAGGAAUUGGCAAAUUCGAAGAUUGGCCUCUGCUUUAAAGAAUGGCCGUCGCAAAAUUAGUAUUAAGAACUUGGCAGGUGAUCUUUGCCUUGAGAGGGGUGUAGUUCUUGACUUGCUUCGUGAUCCCCCUCCAAGUCUUGUGAUGUUGAGUGCUGCUUUACCCGAUGAACCUGAACCAACUCUGCCGGUCCAAGCAACUACACCAAUAGAAUCUGCAACUGAGGAAAUGACUGUUGACGAAGAUGCCGUGAAAGAUGAGAGCAAGGUGAAUUUGCCAGUUCACGUUAUGUAUCAGAAAUGGAAUGCUCAGAAGAGACUGAAGAAAGUUCAUGUUCAAACCCUCGAGAGAGUGUACAGAAGAACCAAGAGACCUACUAAUACCAUGAUCGGCAGCAUUGUGCAUGUGACCAACUUGCCUCGCAAAAGAGUGGUGAAAUGGUUUGAAGAUAAACGCUCAGAAGAAGGUGUCCCCGAACAGCGUAUUCCUUAUAGAAGGUCCAUUCAUGAAACUGCCUCUUCCAGUUGAAUCAUAUUGUAUACGCAUCUGUCCUUGGCUAUCUGAUUUAAUCUUUCUAAUGGAUAGGUUAUCUUCUUGUUUAAUUGUGAGAUAAGUCCUCUUUUGUCAUAACAUCCUUGGGAACCCAUCUCAUUCGUGUAAAUUUCAUUUCGCAAGUUCAUAGUGCCUAAACCAGAGAACUGACUGACUGAGUGAUGACACCUAGAGCUGAAACUGAUCAUGUUCUUUUUUAAGCAAUUCCCAGUGGGGUUGGAGCAAAGAAUACACAACCAACAAAAAAGUCACUAAAAUUGACUCAAAAUGGUGAGUAGGAAAGCUCUGAAGCUUGCAGCCACGUAAUUCCAUUUUCAAACUGACUGAUUUUUAUGCGGGAGUUGGAUGGAUGUCAAAUUCACUUUCCUGGAAUGGGUAAGACCCCUUUUCUUUCAUCACAGUUGAAUUAUGGUACUCACAGAGGGAAUAUUUAGGCGUGUCUCUUACCUCAAACCCUUUAAUGACCCCCACCAACUUAGCCCUCCCCACGCCUCCACACCUUUCUGCCAUUCCUAUUUCAUUUGUUUUGUGAUCAACUGCUUGUCUUGCUUAUACUGCUGUUCUGUGAAGAAGAAAUGUGCAGAAAUGAGGGCUCCUUUCAGCCUAAAACACAGGGUUUCUCAGACAAACCCCUCUUGCUCUGGUUUUGGACUGAAGGGAGCUCCCAAUUCUUCCCUUUCUUUGUCUGCUUGCUUGAUGGUUCCUACCGAAUCCAGUGAUAAUGAUCACUUUGGUGAGAGUAAGUUGAUCAAACCUUUUUCCUCUUCGCUUCACAAAGUUUGGGUCAAUAGUUUUUGUGUGGUGCUGCAUCAUAUUGUUGGUGGCCGUUGCAUGACUGAGAAGCAAAGUAUGACUGUUGGUCGCAGAAUUCUUCCUUUUCCUUCAUACAUCGUGAUUUCUGCAUUUUUUACCUUGUACAAAUGGUUGAAGCACAUUAACCGAAUCAAUUGCAUUGGUAGUUCAUUUAUGUGAUACUAGCAAGGACCCGCUCGCUUGCGCUUCGCGGUGAAUGAAAAAUACAGUUAUACUUAUAGAUGUACGGUGUAAAUAUAUAAAAAAACUAAUUAUAUCAUUAGAGCUAUACGGAUAACCAAAAUACCAACAUAGAAACUCAAAUAAUUUGAAAGCAUUUGAGUUAUAAAUUGCAAAGCUCGGUAGGUUUGGAAUGAAGUCAAUCAUCCAACCCACCAUUGCUGUCAAAUAAUUGAUUAAGAAGCUGGACUUUGUCGAACGAAGGCUUCCUAAUAACCUCAUUGACCUGUAAAUAAACAGAGCAAUCCAAAGUUAACAACUACUUCAAAUAAUUACAAUAUGGUAAGAGGACAACGUAAAGAAUUACAAUGACGAAAACUGGAAGUGCUGCCUUCUUAAGGUGUUAGCAAAAGCUUAAGAGAGGUCGCGUUGGGGCUUACCUAGUUCAUAAAUGUCCACCGAGCCGUCGAAGAAAGCAUAAUUGAUCUCACCAAACAUCAACUUUAGCUCUAUCUGCUUCAUUUACUGGAACUGCUGAUUUUUUUUGUUUACUUCGUAAAGAGUACUUAUGUAUCUUCGUUGAGUUUAGUUAAUCUGAAAUGACUGGCAUACAACCUUCAGUUAAAGAAAAACAAAACGAUGAGAUUAUGGAAGUAAAUAUUCUCGCAUUUAUUGCUACUGCACCCGUUCCCGGAGAAGAAAGUCAAUUUAUUGCUUAUGAAUAAAAAUGGUAAAAUGGAGAAGAUAGUGGGAUUCGUGUGUGGCAAUUGUCGGUGGUCAUUAUUCUUAGAGUAGGAGAAGAAGAUUAUAUAUUGAUGAGCUCUCUCUCACCUCAAUCAUGAUCGUGUUAGUGUUUUGGUCCAUGUCUAAUAUUGGAUUGGGUAGGAAGAAGAAAGGCAUGGGCUGAGAAAUGAGCGCGGUGGACGCGAGAUACUCGGACAGCCGAGUCCUAUGUGGUUUAGGUACACGCGGGGUUGGGAGAAAAGGUAAAGAAAUUGAUUUGGAGGAU